Dictyostelium purpureum is the source of this 435-nucleotide messenger RNA. RefSeq lists its product as uncharacterized. The record is from RefSeq and is a predicted model, not a curated record. Gene Ontology annotation, molecular function: RNA binding. The transcript has 2 exons. Lineage: Eukaryota; Evosea; Eumycetozoa; Dictyosteliales; Dictyosteliaceae. The annotation marks the transcript as partial.
GAUCAAGAAGAAAUCGAUGGUCGUUCAAUUUAUGUGGGCAAUGUUGAUUAUAAAUCGACACACGAUCAAAUUUUAGCAUACUUUCAAUCCUGUGGUACAGUUAACCGUAUUACAAUUCUUAGUGAUAAAACUACUGGUCAUCCAAAGGGUUGUUGCUAUGUCGAAUUUUUAAAUAAAGAAUCAAUCAAUAAUGCAAUGGCUUUAAAUGACUCAAUUUUCAAUGAUCGUCAAAUUAAAAUCACUCCAAAAAGAACCAAUUUGCCAUACUAUAUGAGAAAUCCUGGUGGCACAAGACAAUUUAGAGGUGCUAGAGGUGGUAUUAGAGGUGGUGCUGCUGGUAAAAAAAAAAAUUAUUUAUUUAUUUAUUUAUUGAUUAACAGUGUUUGGUCUUUUAUUUUUUUUUUUGUUUUUGUUUGUGUUUGUAUUUAUGUUUUU